Molecule: messenger RNA, 717 nt
Organism: Paramuricea clavata
Lineage: Eukaryota; Metazoa; Cnidaria; Anthozoa; Malacalcyonacea; Plexauridae
Source: the annotation of a GenBank genome assembly
AUGGAUGGAUUACACCUUCCAGAAAUCGGUCAAUUUGGUGAGGACAGGGGAAGGUGUUUAGGUAGAAUGGAUAAAAAUAUCACGCAACACGAGGGGCUGGCAUUGACUGGCAGGAGGCAGACGAACUCUGGGGAGAAACGUCGGUCUAUCAAUGCAAGUAAAUCAACAAAAAAGAAGCGAACAAAUAAUGAUAACCGAGAACGCAAAACAACCUCAAACAAAGCCUCAAAUACAGGCAAAAGUGUACAACCAAAGACUCAAAAUACGCGUAACUCGAAUAUCGGAUUACCUAAAAUUACUACAAACAAUGAGGAAGAUACAGUUAAAUCUAACGAAAACAGCGGGGCAAAGAAAGCGAGACGAACAAAACCUGGUAAAGGAGACACCAUAUCUUACGUGUACUCGAAAUCAUUGCGGGAUGAAAAUACCAUGGCGUUUUUACGAAACAGCGUUGAUUUCGAGAAAGAUUUUAAUACGAGCUGUAGGGACAAGAGGUCAAGCUCUGAUCAUAAAAAGCCAUACGGGCUACCAGCAUUGAAGCUGAGUGAGGGGGCUGACGAGAGGGAACAGUUUCUUAACAGAGAGUUGGAUUUUAGUGACUGUUCCGAAACUGAAAGUUUGUUGAACGCUUGGGAAGCAAUUGAUGAUGAAGAUUCGAGUAACGGUACGACGUCCACCUAUCACUCGGCGGAUUGUUCGACAGGGAACGAUGACUAG